This is a messenger RNA of Cotesia congregata, 630 nucleotides long. The record is from the annotation of a GenBank genome assembly. Lineage: Eukaryota; Metazoa; Arthropoda; Insecta; Hymenoptera; Braconidae.
AUGUACAAUCAUCAAAUUUACUCCUUCCGCUGCGCGAAGCAGGAGGAUGAAUUCGACGAUUUAGACAUACAUAAAUAUAUGAGCCAGGAACUAAAUUCAAACGUGUUAGCCAAAAUGAGAUUCCUCCUCAUUUUAAUUUUCGGAAGUGGGUGUGUGAGUUCAAACAACUACAGCGGAGACGGUCAACCAUCCAUAGGCAAAGUCACAACCAAAUCCAUGACGUCCAAUCCAGGGCUGUUGUACGAUCCUUUUAAGAAGGUUCAUCUAAUUGAAGAGGAAUGGAAAAUCAUCAGCUACAUCAAUAUCAAUAAAUUGAUUAACAUGAAUUCCUACAAUGACCAACAGUACGAGGCUACUUUGAACCAUUGCGAAAGAUAUUUCUCGAUAGAAGAUUGCCGCUUGUAUCUCAAGGUACAAUUAUUUCAAGAAAUUUACGGGGAACUUCAAAAUGCAAUCCAUCGCCUGAGUCAACUAUUAGACGAAACACAAGAAAAGACCAAUAAUCCAAGAAACCGAGUCCGGAGAGCCCCUUGGUUCGGAAUUGUAGGAAAAGUUGCCCGCGAAUUGUUUGGGACCAUGGACUACAGCGAUUACGAGCAUAUCAACCGAGAAUUAAAUAAACUCUAUUAA